UCAGAAAGCAUUCCUCAGUUAAUUUAUGAAGUUUUAGGGGUGCAUGUCUCGUUUGUUCGUAUUCACAGGAACAGUGUAAAGGGCAUGAUGAACUCCAGACCAGUGUCAAUAACCGCAAAAUUGGUAGACAGAAGCAAGAAAGACGAGAUUCUGCAAGCACAGAAAGCUAAGAAACUACAAAGGGUUAAAUUACCAUUCUUUAUAACAUCCCAAGACCCACCUGUAGUGCUUGAAGAGCGCAAAAGGUUAUAUGCCAUCUCAGAUUCUCUCCGGGAGCAAAAAAUUAAGUCAAAGGUGGAACGAGGGCGGUUGAUCCUACCCAAUGGGGAAUAUUACCGAGAUCCUGUUCCAAAGAUUGAGACGGCGGAUGCCUUGCAGCUAACACCAGACGCGAUUGAUGCCCUACAACUACCCACACAUUCAACGCAGCCUACUAAACUUAAGGGUUCCGAAAUUUUGGCAACGGGUGUAAAAGUUAGCUCGGUGGAAGAGGUCCAGGACCUGUACAGAAAGGUGUGUGUUGAUCCAUAUUCUGCGGCGGCGGAUCACCGUAUUCUGGUCUAUAGGUUUGUGGAUUCUGCGGGGAAAACUCAUGAAAGUUUCUGGGAUGACGGGGAGCACGGUGCCGGCCGACGCCUUCUACAAUACAUGAAAACAAAUCAAAUAAACAACGUGGGUGUGGUCAUUACGCGCUGGAGUGGCCCCAGACACCUUGGUCCGGACCGCUGGCGAAUCAUGGAGGAACACUUGUGUGAGGUAGCCAAUACUCUGGAUGGGUGAACUUGUUAUUUCAUAUGGUUAAAAUACAACCCAACCAAUACAAUGACAAGGAAUAACUAUUACAUAUAUGUAAUUUGUAAAUAUCGUUAAAUUUAAGAGUUUUUUCAUUGUUUCCUUAAACUCCUUUUUUCAUUUAUUUAUUUAUAUAUUUAUUAAUUAAUUUUUUUAUUUAUUUAUUUAUUUUCAUAAUUAUUUAUUUUUUUCAUCUACCUUAGUAUUAUUUAUUAAUUUAUUUUCUUUUUUAUUUAUCUUUUUAUGCUACCUUUAGUACGCCGGAAAUAUUUUGUCUAUUGUCGUCAACUUUCAUUUUAUAUUUCCCUUCUCUUUGUAUAAUUACCCGGUGUUAUUUUUUUUUUCUUUAUAAAGUUCGAAUUAAAACAUUUUCUGAAGUAAUUCGCAUACAUCUCAGCAAUUCUAUUUACCUAUUUAUUUUUUAAAAUAUAUUAAUUAUUUAUUUAUAUCUCUUUCUGUGUUACCUAAGUACGCCGGAAAUAUUCUGUCUACUAUCGUCAAUCUAAUAUUCUGUAUUUUCCUUUUCGUUACAAUUGUCCGGUUUAGUGUCGCUGAGUGAUAUGGUCGAGGUAUUUUGGCGUGUUUUUUCUUUUUCGGCUAAAAAAUACCAAAUACUAUAUAGAAUAUGCACUCAUAUCCUCAGAAACUAAUCAUACUCUUCUCUUUCCUCUCUUUCUUUCCCUCUCUUCC
Messenger RNA from Magallana angulata, 1482 nucleotides. RefSeq lists its product as uncharacterized. Gene Ontology annotation, cellular component: cytoplasm. NCBI's taxonomy places the organism in Eukaryota, Metazoa, Mollusca, Bivalvia, Ostreida, Ostreidae. The record is from RefSeq and is a predicted model, not a curated record. Gene Ontology annotation, biological process: regulation of translational initiation. The transcript has a single exon. The annotation marks the transcript as partial.